GUGCUGAAGUAACUUCUAGAAAAGUCUGUGGCUCAAAUUAGAAGCACAGUGGGUUGGAACCAUCUGAGCAUCCCCUUUUUUUUCACCUGGCACCCAAUUGACGCACUUUCCCUGCCUCCAGCACCAUGUAAUGAUUGGAGAAUUGAGCCAAACGGAUAGUGGGAGCCACUGCUCCAGUGUUUGGACUGAGCCAGCAGUGUCCCUCUGCCAGAGCUGGACAGUAGCAAUCCUAGAGAGCGCUGAGCAGAUUCUACCCCCGCCAGUGCCAGCAGCAGUUCCUGUCCUACAGGUGACUCUUCGUGGCUAAGGCAGUGGACCCCAGCAGCAGGUGUCAUGCAUGAGAAGUGGCUGGCCAUGUUGGCGUUGGCAGUGCAGCUUGAGAGCCUUAUCCAGCAUUUGGUGCCUGGAUCAAAGUGGAACAGCUCAAGCCGUAUCAUGCACAUAAGGAGGAAAUGAUAAAGAUUAACAAGGGAAAACGAUUCCAGCAAGCUGUGGAUGCCGUAGAAGAGUUCCUCAGAAGAGCCAAAGGGAAAGACCAGACAUCAUCCCACAAUUCUGCUGAUGACAAGAAUCGGCGUAAUUCCAGUGAGGAGAGAAGUAGGCCAAACUCAGGUGAUGAAAAGCGCAAGCUUAGCCUGUCUGAAGGGAAGGUGAAGAAGAACAUGGGAGAAGGAAAGAAGAGGGUGUCUUCAGGCUCCUCAGAGAGAGGCUCCAAGUCCCCUCUGAAAAGAGCCCAAGAGCAAAGUCCCCGGAAGCGGGGUCGGCCCCCAAAGGAUGAGAAGGAUCUCACCAUCCCCGAGUCUAGUACCGUGAAGGGGAUGAUGGCCGGACCCAUGGCCGCGUUUAAAUGGCAGCCGACCGUGAGCGAGCCUGUUAAAGAUGCAGACCCUCAUUUCCAUCACUUCCUACUCAGCCAAACUGAGAAGCCAGCUGUCUGUUACCAGGCAAUCACAAAGAAGUUGAAAAUAUGUGAGGAGGAGACUGGGUCCACCUCCAUCCAGGCAGCAGACAGCACGGCUGUGAAUGGCAGCAUCACGCCCACAGACAAAAAGAUAGGAUUUUUGGGCCUUGGCCUCAUGGGAAGUGGCAUCGUCUCCAACUUGCUAAAAAUGGGUCACACAGUGACUGUCUGGAACCGGACUGCAGAGAAAUGUGAUUUGUUCAUCCAGGAGGGGGCCCGCCUAGGAAGAACCCCCGCUGAAGUCGUUUCAACUUGUGACAUCACAUUUGCCUGCGUGUCAGAUCCAAAGGCAGCGAAGGACCUGGUGCUGGGCCCCAGCGGUGUGCUGCAAGGGAUCCGCCCUGGGAAGUGCUACGUGGACAUGUCAACAGUGGACGCUGACACAGUCACCGAGCUGGCCCAGGUGAUUGUGUCCAGGGGGGGCCGCUUUCUGGAAGCCCCGGUCUCAGGGAAUCAGCAGCUAUCUAAUGAUGGGAUGUUGGUGAUCUUAGCAGCCGGAGACAGGGGCUUAUAUGAGGACUGCAGCAGCUGCUUCCAGGCAAUGGGGAAGACUUCCUUCUUCCUAGGUGAGGUUGGCAAUGCAGCUAAGAUGAUGCUGAUCGUGAACAUGGUCCAGGGGAGCUUCAUGGCCACCAUCGCUGAGGGCCUCACCCUGGCCCAAGUGACAGGCCAGUCCCAGCAGACACUCUUGGACAUCCUCAAUCAGGGACAGUUGGCCAGCAUCUUCCUGGACCAGAAGUGCCAAAAUAUCCUACAAGGAAACUUUAAGCCUGAUUUCUACCUGAAAUACAUUCAGAAGGAUCUCCGUUUAGCCAUUGCGCUAGGUGAUGCCGUCAACCAUCCGACUCCUAUGGCAGCUGCAGCCAAUGAGGUGUACAAAAGAGCCAAGGCACUGGACCAGUCUGACAAUGACAUGUCUGCCGUGUACCGAGCCUAUAUACACUAAGCCCUUGACCCCAGCCCCAGCCCCAUCUUCCCUCUGACCCCCUCUUCCUCACACGGAGUUGGG
Molecule: messenger RNA, 1970 nt
Organism: Hippopotamus amphibius kiboko
Lineage: Eukaryota; Metazoa; Chordata; Mammalia; Artiodactyla; Hippopotamidae
Gene: GLYR1
Product: glyoxylate reductase 1 homolog
Exons: 14
Coding region: 453-1907 (484 amino acids)
Molecular function (GO): NADP binding; oxidoreductase activity, acting on the CH-OH group of donors, NAD or NADP as acceptor; NAD binding
Source: RefSeq, a predicted model, not a curated record